AUGUCGUUUGCAGCUGAAAUCAGAGAUCUCACCUACAAAUUCCCGCACAACGACGAGCCCGCCUUGAAGAACAUUGAACUUGAAUUGGAAUGGAAUACGCGGACUUUGAUUGUCGGUUCCAAUGGUGCCGGUAAAUCGACGCUUUUGAAGCUGCUGAGCGGUAAAAACCUGUGUUUGACCGGCCACAUUCGAGUCAACGGACUGGAUCCAUUCAGCCCGCAUUCCAUGCAACAAAACCAGGUCGACGAGUGCCAGAUCACAACGUACUUGGGCACCGAAUGGUGCCACAUGAACAUCAUCAACCGCGACAUAGGCGUGCAGGAGCUUCUCGACAGUAUAGGAUUCCAAAGCUUCCGCGCCCGUGGUGAGGCUCUGAUAGAUAUUUUGGACGUUGACGUCCGCUGGCGCAUGCACCGGCUCAGCGACGGCCAGAAACGUCGAGUCCAGCUCACAAUGGGCCUGCUCAGGCCCUGGCGCUUGCUUUUGCUCGACGAAGUCACCGUCGACCUCGACGUGCUGGCCCGCAGCCGUUUGCUUGCGUUUCUCCGCCACGAAACCACCGUUCGUCGUUGCAGCAUCGUGUACGCGACCCACAUCUUCGAUGGACUGGCAGACUGGCCCGAUAAGGUCGUACACAUCCGCCAAGGCCGCAUUGUACGCCAAUUGUCGUACGCUACCGAUGUGAAAUUCGAUCCUGCUGCCCCCGUGCAGAGUGUUACCACACCUACAUCUUCCACCAACACCGUGACUCUCGGCUACGCCAAAUCUUUACAUCCGCUCGCGGUGAACUGGCUCUCAAACGACGAAUCCCAGCAAUAG
This is a messenger RNA of Lachancea lanzarotensis, 819 nucleotides long. RefSeq names its product LALA0S15e00474g1_1 (gene CAF16). Gene Ontology annotation, molecular function: ATP hydrolysis activity; ATP binding. NCBI's taxonomy places the organism in Eukaryota, Fungi, Ascomycota, Saccharomycetes, Saccharomycetales, Saccharomycetaceae. The record is from RefSeq and is a predicted model, not a curated record. The transcript has a single exon. Bases 1 to 819 code for a protein of 272 amino acids.